GGGAGAAUGGCAGUUGCGGCACUGGCUCGGUGGAGCAGCAGGCGAGCCAGAAUUGCAGAGGAGGAGUUCCGGAAAGCAGCCGUCCGGACCCCUCCUCUCCUUUACCCCGCCCCAGCUAAGAGGCGCUUCCACGGGUCUGGGGAGCCCUACCCCCCGUACUUAGACUUCUACCGCCGCAACCGCUGGGAGAUGGGCCUGGUCGUCCGCAGCCCUGCGCCCGCCGCCGCUCGGAGGAGUUGAAGGAGCUAAUUUUAUUUUUCUUUGGCCAUUAAAAAAUUUUUUUUUGGUCAUGUCAGUUCUUUCUUAGCUGACAGAAGAUUUAUAGCAUCAAAACAACACGUGUGCAUAACCACACUUGCACAAAGUCUGAGAGAUGAUAUUCCUUUGCCAAACACAUCUGUAUUUCAGAUGGUGGUACACUUCAACCAAAAAAGUGUGGCUUCUAGAAGAUUUCACACAGUGCAUGUGGUUUGCAUUACAUUUCUGUUGGAUAUGCUGAUGUAGAUAGGAUAAAAGAUACAGAGUGGUUGGUUUACAGUAAACAAUUACUAAACAUGUGAAGAAGCAGGAAAAUGUGAAUCAAUGUGAAGACCAAAAAGAAGAAGAAAGAAACCAAACAAAUUAACAGACCCCACGAUGACCCAGAUAUUGGAAUUAACAGACAGAACAUCUAUGAUGAUAACAGUCUCCUGUAAAUUGAACUUUUUCAAGAAUUUUCUGAAGGAACUAAGAAUUUUCUUAGAUCAUGACUUAAUCGAAUGCAAGAACAAGAAAUAGGUUUUAUCUCUAAAUAUAAUGAAGGGCUGUGUGUAAACACUGACCCUGACUCAAUUCUAAUGAGCAUUUUAGACAUGAGUUUACAUCGGCAAAUGGGUUCAGAUCGAGACCUUCAGUCAUCUGCUUCAUCUGUGAGCUUGCCUUCAGUCAAAAAAGCACCCAAAAAAAGAAGAAUUACAAUAGGCUCUCUAUUUCGGAGGAAAAAGGAUAACAAACGCAAAUCAAGGGAACUAAAUGGUGGAGUGGAUGGAAUUGCAAGUAUUGAAAGCAUACAUUCUGAAAUGUGUACUGAUAAGAAUUCCAUUUUCUCUACAAAUACCUCCACUGACAAUGGAUUAACUUCCAUCAGCAAACAAAUUGGAGACUUUAUAGAGUGCCCUUUAUGCCUUUUGAGGCAUUCUAAAGACAGAUUUCCUGAGAUAAUGACUUGUCAUCAUAGAUCUUGUGUGGAUUGCUUACGACAAUAUCUAAGGAUAGAAAUCUCUGAAAGCAGAGUUAAUAUCAGUUGUCCAGAAUGUACUGAGCGGUUUAAUCCCCAUGAUAUUCGUUUGAUAUUAAGUGAUGAUGUCUUGAUGGAAAAAUAUGAAGAAUUUAUGCUUAGACGGUGGCUUGUUGCAGAUCCUGAUUGUAGGUGGUGUCCAGCUCCAGACUGUGGAUAUGCUGUGAUAGCAUUUGGAUGUGCCAGCUGUCCAAAAUUAACUUGUGGGCGAGAAGGUUGUGGAACAGAGUUUUGCUACCACUGUAAACAGAUUUGGCACCCCAACCAGACAUGUGAUGCUGCCCGACAAGAGAGAGCCCAGAGUUUACGUCUGAGAACUAUACGUUCUUCAUCCAUUAGUUAUAGUCAAGAGUCUGGAGCAGCAGCUGAUGAUAUAAAGCCAUGUCCACGAUGCGCUGCUUAUAUAAUAAAGAUGAAUGAUGGAAGCUGCAAUCACAUGACAUGUGCUGUUUGUGGUUGUGAGUUUUGUUGGUUGUGUAUGAAAGAAAUCUCAGAUUUACAUUAUUUAAGUCCAUCAGGAUGUACUUUUUGGGGCAAGAAACCCUGGAGCCGAAAGAAGAAAAUUUUGUGGCAGCUAGGAACACUUGUUGGUGCUCCUGUAGGAAUUGCUUUAAUAGCUGGCAUUGCUAUCCCUGCAAUGAUUAUUGGCAUUCCUGUAUAUGUGGGCCGGAAGAUUCACAAUCGAUAUGAAGGCAAGGAUGUUUCAAAGCACAAACGGAAUUUGGCCAUAGCAGGUGGUGUAACAUUGUCUGUAAUCGUAUCUCCAGUAGUAGCUGCAGUAACUGUAGGUAUUGGUGUUCCUAUUAUGUUAGCAUAUGUCUAUGGCGUUGUUCCAAUUUCUCUCUGUCGAAGUGGAGGUUGUGGAGUCUCAGCAGGCAAUGGAAAAGGAGUCAGGAUUGAAUUUGAUGAUGAAAAUGAUAUAAAUGUUGGUGGACCUAACACAGCUGUAGAUACAACUUCAGUAGCAGAAGCAAGACACAACCCUAGCAUAGGGGAGGGAAGUGUUGGUGGUCUGACGGGCAGUUUGAGUGCAAGUGGAAGCCACAUGGAUCGAAUAGGAGCCAUUCGAGACAACCUGAGUGAAACGGCUAGCACCAUGGCACUAGCUGGAGCUAGUAUAACAGGGAGUCUGUCAGGAAGUGCCAUGGUAAACUGUUUUAACAGGUUGGAAGUACAAGCAGAUGUACAGAAAGAACGGUACAGUCUAAGUGGAGAGUCUGGCACAGUCAGCUUGGGAACAGUUAGUGAUAAUGCCAGCACCAAAGCAAUGGCAGGAUCCAUUCUGAAUUCCUACAUCCCAUUGGACAAAGAAGGCAACAGUAUGGAGGUACAAGUAGAUAUUGAAUCAAAGCCAUCCAAAUUCAGACACAAUAGUGGAAGCAGUAGUGUGGACGAUGGCAGCACCACACGAAAUCAUGCUGGUGUUUCAUCUAGUGGCUUCCCUGAAGGUAAAUCAAGUGCCACCAAGUGGUCCAAAGAAGCAACAGCAGGAAAAAAACCAAAAAGUGGUAAAUUGAGGAAAAAGAGUAACAUGAAGAUAAAUGAGACUAGAGAGGACAUGGAUGCACAGUUGUUAGAACAACAGAGUACGAACUCAAGUGAAUUUGAGGCUCCAUCCCUCAGUGAUAGUAUGCCAUCUGUAGCAGAUUCGCACUCAAGUCAUUUUUCUGAAUUUAGUUGUUCUGACCUAGAAAGCAUGAAAACUUCUUGUAGUCAUGGUUCCAGUGAUUAUCAUGCCCGCUUUGCUACUGUUAGCAUUCUUCCUGAGGUAGAAAAUGACCGCCUGGAAAAUUCCCCACAUCAGGGUAGCAUUUCCUUGCUUACCAAAACUGCUUCAUGUUCAGAAGUUCCACAGUUGAAUAAUAUUGCUGAAGAACAUGGUAACCAUGGAAUAAUACCUAAUGUUGAUUUAUAUUUUAGUGAUGUACUAAAAGAAACAAAUAACAACCAUUUACAUCAGACAGUGGAAUUAAAAGUUGCAAUUCAGACUGAAAUUUAGGCCUAUAAAUGCUGCAAAAGAAUUACCACUGAACAACCAUGUUUGGAGCUGGUUGAACUACAUGUGACUACUUUUAAGUUUCAAGUUACCCACAAAAGCCAGGUUUGAUAAUCAUAAUGCAGAUAUAUUUUCUGUGUUCAGCAAAGCAUUGUGUUUCAUGUGGAUCUUAAUUACCAAACUAUGAAAUGAAGGCUUUAUAAGUGCAUUAUUAUAAGGAUAAUAAAUCUUAAGAGCAAAGCAUGUUUUGUGUGUUUGCCACAAAACACUGCUUAAGCACAUACUGUUUAUUUAGAUAGAAAUUUGGCUUAAUUUAUAACUGAUAUAAAAUACUAAUGCAUUCUACAACAUUCUUAUGAAGAAAAAACUUGAGGCUUAUGGGUAAGUGGUUAGUGACAUUUUAUUGAAACCACUAAGGGAUACUAUUUGAAAGAACCUUGCAAGGUUACUUUAAUAUAUGAUAUCUUAAAACAUUUCUGUUCAUAACCGGGCAUAAAUUUCAUUUCUUUCUUCAUAUGCAAUGUGGAUAUAUAAAGCUUAAUGCAGCCCAUUUGCUACCAUUUGGAUACUUAAACACGUUGAACAAGAUUGUAGCAGUUUUUGCACAACUUUGACAUAGAUAUACCUGGUACUCUAUAUAACUUGUAUGUUGUUGAUGUCGUCUUAGAAAAGAAGUGUAAUGGUAGGUAAUUAAAUAUACUGAUAGCAACAAAUAAGAUAUUUAACACUGCAAAAUAAAAUUCUGUUAGUUUAUAAGUAUUUUAAAAAGUCACCUUUCUUUUUACUAAGGGGAAGUUUGCACCCCAAUGAUUCUUGGUGCCUUUGGAAUAGACUGGGUUUUAAGGACCUAGUCAUUUGAGGAUUUUGUUGUAUUAUUUUCCACAGUAUCCUCUCUAGCCACCUUGGAUUAUGUAGAAAAAUACAAGAAAUAGAUAACAUGAAUGUGAUUAAUAACAAUGCUGAAAACGUAUUAGCCUACCAAAGACACACUCAGGCGUUAGUGAAUAACUUUACAUAACCUCAGUUUUUAAACACUUGUGUAUCUUCUCCAAUCAUAAAAUCAGAGCAUGGUGCAGUUUGUACAAGUUGGCUUUAUUUCCUUUUGCUUUUGUUUAUUGAAGAUGUUUAGGUGACAUAAGCAGAAUUUGGCCAAAAUACUGCCUAUAUUGUUAACUUCCUGUAUAAUUCACCUAAAUGAAGCAGGUUAACCUCAAUGAUAGUAAUUAAAAUGUUCCAUCUUAUGUGUUUCUUUUGAGUAUUGCCAUUAUGGUGCUACUGAGCGAUUUCUUUUGACAAAAAGAAAAAUGCCAUGGGCUGCAUGCUGCUUUCAUCACUUUUCCUCACUAGGUCCAUUAAUAUGCUUAUAACACUAGUGCCAGUUAUUUUAUAAUGCUUCUUAUGGUAUUUGUAUAUUUGUUUGCAUUCCAAUUCUAUUCAAUAAUGAGUGUGUAAAUUGCAUAUGUGAAAUAAAUGUAAAUACUAAUGUAUUGCUGCUUUGGGUUUGUGCACAAGUGCUUUUAUGAGAACAGAAAUACUUAUUUGCCCUGUGGUAGUAUUCAUAAAUAUUGCAAGCCAUUAAGAUGAUUCUGCCUUCAGUCUCUCAGCCCAAAGGGAAGUAUUUGCUGAACUUCUUAAACCUAGAAACAGAUGUUAGAGAAACUAUCCUUUCUUCAUGUCUCAUUUCUGCUUUCCUCCAGAAAGAAGCUGCUUUGUUCAUCAACAUAAUUUUAUUUUUCAAAAUAAAUUGGUUGGAUUUAACUUAAAGAAAUAGAUCUAUUGUUAAAUUUUGAAAAGAGAUCAGUACUGUAAAUCCUCACCUUAACAGAAAAGUAAAAGAUCUAUUUUAAGAGAUUAUACUCAAGCAAAAUUAGAUUAUGAAACCAGAACCAUUUAAAUUCAAGCUAGUAGAAUUCAAGUGCUUUCUAUAAUGGCAGCCUCUCUACAAUGCAUAAAUGGUUUACUGGUCUGUGGUUAACACUAAAUGAAAAUAAUCUGUAUGAAUAUGUUAACUGCCUUCUUGAUGUUUCUGUAAAGACUGAGGAAAGCUAAAUAAUCUUAGGAGAAAUACAGCCAAAAUGGUGUCGUGUAGGAGGCCAGUGCCUUCAGUUCACUCCUGCCCUUCUUCUGGUUGUACCCCCAGUCAAUGCCACCUCAGUCUCACUUUAGAAAUGGUCUAAACCUUUUGACUGGCUUCCGAAGUUCUUUCUUCUCCUACAGGGCCUUCAACCUUGGAAUAACUUUGGACCAAGCCAGAUUUCCCUGGAACUCAACUCCAGGCUAGCCUCCAACAAGAGAAGACCUCAGGUUUCAAGUCAAACAAGGCUUCGCUCACCAAAAUCUUUUUAGCCUUUGUACUUUGCUUUCUUUAAAGCCUGUAGAGGAAAUUUCACAUGGUAGUGAGAGAGAAUACAAAAAUUAUAACAGUAUACUCUACUGUUCAUUGUAUAAAUUAUCAAUCUAACUGGAUUCUCUUAAAUGUACAAAUUCCUAUCUUUGGAGCACCGAAAUUAGUUAGCUUUUUAUAUUGAGUUCACACUCAAUCCAUCAUGCUUAACUUACUAUUGCUGAAAAUUGAGUUAAUUUGUAAAUAUAUGACUUUCUGUAGCAUGUUGUCUAAAGAUAAACUUAGAUCAUCAAUGGAUAAAGUAUAUUUAUCGAAAAUCAUUAGCUCUGUUAUUUCUUACAUGAGAUAAAACUGUCCCAUAGUUUUGUCUUUUCAUUCAAAGUCGUCAUUUCAUUUAUUCCCAUCAUUAUGAGAUAAAGUAUGACUUCAAGCCACUGUUUAUGUACUGGGUGGUUUGAAAUCUCAAAAUGGUAGUCUGAAUGAAUUUGGAGAAAGAAGAUUUGACUAACAGUACUGUGGUAAAUUGAAUUAUGUAUCCCAAUUUAGACAUGUUCUUAAUCUGCAUUCCUGUUGGUGUGAACCCAUCGUGAAUAGGAUCUCUUGAAGAUGUUAUUUUUAGUUAAGUUGUGGCCAACUGAAGCAGGCUGGGCCUUAACCCAGAUUACUGGAGUCUUUAUAAGCAGAAGAAAUUCAGUCAGAGAAUGCCACAGGAAGGAGCCAGAAGUGAACAGAACCCAGAAGAGAAAGGAAGGGACAUCACCAGGUGAUGAGAGACAGGGAUACAAGUCCAGGAACCCCAAGGAUUACUGGCAACCAACACCAGAAUGCUGCAGACUUUGGGAAGAAAGCACCACUUCACUGACACCUCAGUUUUGGACAUGUAACCUCAAUACUGUGAGCCAAUAAAUUCCUGUUGUUUAAGCCAACCCAUUGUGUGGUAUUGUUGUGGCAAAUGGGCAAACCAAGACAAAUACUCUCAAUAGUGCCGGCAGUUAAUACUAUUUUCUAAAAGGCAAACAGUAUUAAUAUUUAUUGCUUUGGUAGUCAUUGAACAGUGAAAGAGAGUUUGCAGGUUGUAAGUUUGAUUCAGAUCAAAUUAGUUCACUCCAUAUGCCAACCAGCAUUUUUAUAAUUUCUACCAAUUUAGUCAUUCAACAAAGUCAUAAGCAUUUCUAGGUACUGGGGAUACAGCAGAGUACCAAAUAAACAGAGUCUCUGGCUUUAAGUUGGGGCAGAGAGAGAAAAAUAGUAACAUAUACAUAUAACUAUAAAAUAAUACCAGAUGAUAGGUGCUGUAAAAAAUACAGGGAGGGUGUAGAGUGACUUGUGGGUUGGAUGGCAGUGCUGUUAUAUAUCGGGCAAACAGGAAAGGUCUGUUAACUAGAUGCAUCUGUUCAAAGAUCUAAAGGUAGUGAAGGAGAAACCCUGCACACGUAUCUGGUGGAUAAGCAUUCCAGAAAGAUCUUCCCCAUGGUUAGUGGACAAUUUAGACAUCAAUCCUUGAGAUUUUAGUUUGAAAUCUAGUAAGUCUCCCCCUUGUUUUUCUAGCACUGUAUGUUUCCAUAAAUAUUUAGAAUAACCAUGUCAAGUUCCACGAAUUUUGAUUGGGAUUGCAUUGACUCUAAUUAUCCCUAUAGAUUAGGUCUUUCACAUCUUUUGUUAAAUUUAUUAACAGGUACUUUUUUUAAACCAUUGUAAUGUUAUGUUUAAAAAAAAAAUCAUUUUCUGCUUGUGGCUAGUAGUAUAUAGAUAUACUUGAUUUUUGUAUAAUGAUUUUGUGUCUGGGGAAUCUUACUCUCUUAAUUCCAAUAAUUUAUGCCUCAAUUCUAUGGGAUUUCUAUGUACGCAAUAAGUGAAUAACUUAUUUUUAUUUAUUUAAAACUUUUUCAGUCAGACACUUUUAAGUACUUUUUAAAUGUUAACUUACGCCUCAGAACAGCCCUGUGAAGGAGGUACUCUUACCCAAUUUUAUAGAUGAAGAAACUGAGGCAUGAAGAUAUUAAGUAAUUUGCCCAAGGUUGCAUAGCUGGUAAAUGGCAGAGCCGGGUUUCAGACUGUUUUGUUUCUUCCUUCUCUGUGAUCACACCAUUUCUUUUUCUUGCUUGAUUGCACUGGCUCAAAUUUUUAAUGUAUGGUACUAGAUAACAGUGAUUAUAGGAGACAUUGUUGAUUUGUUAGUAAUCUCAAAGGGAAUCCUUGCAAUGUUUAACCAUUAAUUAUAUUUGCUGCAGAUAUAUUUGUAGAUACUCUUUAUUAAGUUUAGUAAAUUUCCUUGUAACUCCUAGUUUGCUAGGAGUUUUUACCUUGGAAAAUAUGUUGAAUUUUAUUGGCUGCUUUUGGGGUGGGAGGGGGACUCCAUCAUAUAGUCAUGAUUUUCUCCUUUACUGUGUUAAUUUGAUUUUUCAAAUGUUAACCUUGUGGGAUAAAUUUUAAUAUCAGGGUGUACACAGUUGGAAUUAUAUCUUCCUUGAAUGUUUGGUAGAAAUUAUUGUUAGGGCUGUUGUCUUGGCCUAAAUUGUUUGUUUCUUAAUAUCACAGAGAAUCAGAGUUUGUAAAUAAAUUGUUUUUCAUCUAUAUAAUGUGAACACAUUCAGUAAGGAAUGGCAAGCUCUUUCCUGUAUAAGCAUUUACUAUCCUAGAAUGUGUAGACUUUGCUGGCUAGCUGGUAACUAAUAGUCCUGCUUUUAUUAUAUUUAUUAAUCUUUUCAGCCUUUUAGCUAAUAUCAGUGGAACACCUAUUUCUGCUACCUUUUGCCCUGAAUGAAAGAGGAAGAACUUAGAUAUUUCACUAUACCAUGUGUACCAGGCACCUCCAAAUUCUAAAUUACAAAUUCAAGAUACUGGGAAAGCAGACAUCUUAAACUAUAGGCCUCUUUAGGGCAGUAACAUUGUCUUUCCAUUUAUUUUUCCUGCAAAUAUGUACUUAAUAUAUAUUUUAUAUAUGAAGAGGGAAUUGAGGAUAAUCUUGCUUUGAUGGGGCAGAAGUAUAACUGAGCAAAGGGAAUGAGGAUGUUUGUGGACUUAGACCUCAAGAGUUGGUAAGUGAUCACUUCAUAACCCUGUGCACCGAAAUAAGUUGUUUGAAACAAAUGAGUGGCUGAUAAGGCAGUCACUUUUAGCAAGGUUUUAUACCAAAUAUGUAGUUUAUAACUAUUGUAGAAUAUGACCAUUACCAGAAUGUAUUUGUUCAUGGUUGGUAGAACCAGGGCAUUUUGUUUGCUUAUUUUGUAUAAAGAAAAUGUAAUACUUUUUCAGUUAGAUAAAAAAAUCAUUGUUGCCUUAGAGGUAAUGUGUGAACUGAUGUUUUGAGGCAAUUAGUGUUGAAAUUUUAAAUGACAUGUGCAUUAAAAAAUUUUUUUCCUA
Messenger RNA from Choloepus didactylus (southern two-toed sloth), 8979 nucleotides. RefSeq names its product ring finger protein 19A, RBR E3 ubiquitin protein ligase (gene RNF19A). The record is from RefSeq and is a predicted model, not a curated record. Gene Ontology annotation, molecular function: zinc ion binding; ubiquitin conjugating enzyme binding; ubiquitin protein ligase activity. Bases 759 to 3275 code for a protein of 838 amino acids. Gene Ontology annotation, biological process: positive regulation of proteasomal ubiquitin-dependent protein catabolic process; protein polyubiquitination; ubiquitin-dependent protein catabolic process. The transcript has 13 exons. Lineage: Eukaryota; Metazoa; Chordata; Mammalia; Pilosa; Megalonychidae. Gene Ontology annotation, cellular component: ubiquitin ligase complex; cytoplasm.